AUGGAUUCGAAUUCAGACGGAGAAGAUCGGAAGCCCAACAACAAGGGCUCCGGCGGGGAGGGGCAGAGCAAGCCGAAGCGUCAGAUGAAGACUCCUUUCCAACUCGAAACGCUGGAGAAAGCUUAUGCCUCGGAAACAUACCCAACUGAGGUGACGAGGUUAGAGUUAUCUCAGAAGUUAGGUCUGACGGAUAGGCAAUUGCAGAUGUGGUUUUGCCAUAGGAGGUUGAAAGACAGAAGGGAGGAGAAGAAAGAAGAGAAAAAGGACAUCACCCCGGCAAAGAAACCACGAAAAGCUCCACCUCCCUUGCCGGACUCACCUGUCGAGGAACUCAAGCUUGCAGUUCCUGAUCCUGGGAGUGACUAUGGAUCUGGCUCGGGUUCCGGUUCCAGCCCGUAUAUGGAUUCAAGGAAAAUGGUUGUGGAUGAUGUGCCAAUGUCGAGGGGGUACUUCGACCCAUCUCCUCAGUCAGCUAUGGAGCUUAGAGCCAUUGCAUGUGUGGAGGCACAAUUGGGGGAGCCUUUGAGGGAGGAUGGUCCUAUUGUAGGAGUGGAGUUUGAUGCUUUGCCACCUGAUGCAUUUGGAGCCCCAAUAGCUGUGGUGGAACAGCAGAAGCGAUACCCUUAUGAUGGAAAAAUACUUCAACGGCGUGAGGGGAAAUCAAAAAAGGCCUCUGCAAGGGCUCUUCACGAGUAUCAGUUUCUCCCGGAUCAGUCCAGCAUAAGACCUGACACAUAUGGACAAGUUGCUCAGCAUUCUUACCAUGAUGUGCCAGCUGAUACUCUUAGGGGAAGAACUUCACCAUUUGUACGUGGAGAUGAGCAUUUACCCAGGAUUCAUGAUGUCCACACUCCAGUGUCACGUGUACGUCUCUUAUCUCCACAAGAAAACAAGGGUCAUCUUCCAUCAACUCAUUGGGAUGAUGAUUAUCUUUUGAGAUCAGAACCUUUCCCGAACCAUAGAAUAAAAGCUGAAUCUUCCAGUCACCAUAUGGCAGCACCAGAAAGUACACACAUGUUCCAUGAUGCCAAUGUCUUCCAGAGUGAAGCAGAUAUGCGCACAGAGAAGAAACGCAAAAUGAGGAGUGAAGAUGCUAGACUUGCCAGGGAAGCUGAGGCGAAUGAGAUUCGGAUGCGCAAAGAGCUCGAGAAACAAGAAAUUAUGAGACGCAAGAAUGAAGAGCGAAUAAAGAAAGAUAUGGAGAGGCAAGACCGUGAAAGAAAGAAGGAAGAAGAGAGAUUGAUGCGCGAAAGACAACGUGAGGAGGAAAAGUCAUUGCGUGAACAAAAACGCGAACUAGAAAGGAGGGAGAAGAUGUUGCAAAAAGAGUAUUUAAAGGCUGAGAAGCAGAAGCAGAAAGAAGAGCUAAGGAAAGAGAGAGAGGAAGUUAGACGUAAAGCUGCUAUUGAGAAAGCAACUGCACGGAGGAUUGCCAAAGAGUCUUUGGAUCUUGUUGAGGAUGAACAGUUGGAGCUCAUGGAAUUGGCUGCUGCAAACAAAGGGUUACACUCAGUGGUUCAACUAGACUAUGAUACUUUGCAAAACCUGGAUGUAUACAGAGAUUCCUUAUGCAAAUUCCCACCAGAGUCGGUACAGUUGAAAAAGCCAUUCGGCUUUCUGCCUUGGGUAGAUUCAGAAGAUAAUGUUGGAAACCUUCUGAUGGUCUGGAAGUUCUGCAUUACUUUUGCUGAUGUCCUUGGGUUAUGGCCAUUUACCCUUAACGAAUUUAUUCAAGCAUUUCAUGACUAUGAUUCAAGAUUGCUGGGUGAGGUACAUGUUGCUCUUAUGAAAUUAAUCAUCAAAGAUAUAGAAGAUGUUGCAAGGACUCCGAAUGGAUUAGGGACGAACCAGUAUUCUGUAUCUAAUCCCGAAGGUGGACACCCACAGAUCGUUGAAGGGGCAUACAUGUGGGGCUUUGACAUACGCAAGUGGCAGCAACUCUUGAAUCCAUUGUCGUGGCCUGAAAUAUUUCGGCAAUUGGCCUUAUCUGCAGGAUUUGGGCCACAGGUGAAGAAAACGAAUGCAGCAUGGCCACAUGCGAAGGACGAGAUCAAAGGUUGUGAAGAAACAGUUUCAACGUUACGUAAUGGAUUGGCAGCUGAAAAUGCUUUUGCCUUGAUGCGAGAAAAGGGUUUAUUAAAUCCACGGAAAUCUAGGCACAGACUUACACCUGGCACUGUCAAGUUUGCUGCUUUUCAUGUUCUUUCACUUGAAGGAAGUGAGGGACUAAAUGUUUUAGAACUUGCAGAUAAGAUUCAGAAAUCCGGGCUUCGGGACCUUUCAACAAGCAGGACUCCCGAGGCAUCCAUAUCCGUUGCUUUGACAAGGGACCAGAAGCUUUUUGAAAGGGUCGCUCCUUCCACAUAUUGUGUGCGGACUCCUUACAGAAAGGAUCCUGCAGAUGGCGAGGAGAUAAUUGCUGUAGCAAGAAAAAAAAUCCAAGUAUUUGAAAACGGGUUCUUAGGCGGAGAAGAAGACCCUGACGAGGUUGCUGAUGAAGUUGAAAGAGAUGAUGACUCUGAGGGCGAAGUUGAUGAGGAUCCUGAAGUCGAUGGUCUGACUAUUACACCAUUGAGCCCUAACAGACAUGUUGAGCAAGCUAAUGGAGUCAUCAAUACUCUUUUGGGGAAUGAGAUUGAUGAUGGACAAGAAAAUGCUCUGUUGGAAAUUGGGAAUGAUGCUUAUACGCGUGCUGGGUCUCCUUCAUUAUUCUUGAAAACUGAAUCCGAGAAUGAAUUCUCACCAUUCCCUCUGAAUAAUGGUUCCAGAGACUUGAGUACUCCUGGGACCACCAUGGACCAGUCUGUUAUCCAAGAGGAUGUCUGGGUUGGUAGUUAUACGAAGGAAGAGAAUCCUGAGAUUGAUGAAAGCAAGUCUGGUGAAUCAUGGGUACAAGGACUUACAGAGGGAGAUUAUUAUCAUCUCUCUGUUGAAGAGCGUCUGAAUGCUGUUUUUGCUCUUGUCAGCAUUGCGAAUGAGGGUAAAAUCAUACGUGCUGUUCUUGAGGACCGUUUGGAAGCUGCAAAUGCUCUUAAAAAGCAGAUGUGGGCUGAGGCACAAUUAGACAAGAGUCGUUUGAGGGAAGAUGUUAUGGGGAAGUUGGACUUGCUAUCGGGUAAAUUUGAUGCCCAAGUUAGUGGGUAUGCAACUGACAGCAUCAUCCAAAGUCCAGGCCGUCAAGCUGAUGGCUUUAAGGAGGCUUCUCAAAGCCUGGUAGAAGAACAAAAGUCACUGCUUGCAUCUGAGCAUGUACAGAAUGACAAUGCUCAUGCCACAGACAGAAAUGUGGCGGUUCAUGAUCCCUCCUUGAGUUUAGAGCACUUCCCAAAUCAACAAUCUUCUAGUUCCAAAAGGUUCAGAUCACAACUAAAAGCUUAUACGGCCCAUAUAGCUGAAGAUACCUAUAUAUAUAGGUCACUGGCACUCGGUCAAGAUCGCAGACGUAAUCGUUAUUGGCUGUUUGUUGCCUCUGCUUCUGUGAGUGAUCCUUUUUCUGGCAAGAUCUUUGUGGAACUACAAAGUGGGAAAUGGAGGGUUAUUGAUUCUGAAAAGGAAUUUGAUGCCCUUUUGUCAUCCUUGGAUAGUCGUGGGGUCAGGGAAUCCCAUUUGCGUAUAAUGAUGCAGAAGAUCGAAGCGUCAUUUAAAGAUACUGUCAGGAAGAGCUUGUCAUUCGACAAUGUUGCACGUCCAAUCAUUGAAAACGAAGCUUCUGAAAGAGACUCCAGUCCUAAUGGCUUAGUCGGUAUUGAUAGCCCUAGCAGUUUGCUUUGUGCUUCAAACUCUGAUACACAGGAUAUAUUUUCGUUCUUCCAAAUUGAGCUCGGGAGAAAUGAAAGAGAGAAUAAGGGUGUAUUGAGAAGGUAUGAGGAUUCGCAGAUUUGGAUGUGGAAAGAGUGCCUCAGUUCAACGGCGUCAUGUGCAAUGAAGCAUGGCAAGAAUAGGUCUAGACAACUGUUGGAUGCCUGUGAUCUUUGUCUGGACUCGUACUUAUUUGAAGACCACCACUGUCUUUCUUGCCACCAGACAUUUGACAGUGGCAACAGGAUGUUUAGCUUUGAAGAACACAAAACUAAAUGCAAUGGAAGUAAUUCAUCCUAUUCUUUGAAGAGCAGUGGCAACAAGAAGCUGGACUCUAGGGACGACCAUGGAAGUAAUUCAUCCUUGCCGGUGGGAAUCAGACUGCUCAAGACUCUGUUAGCUACGAUUGAGGCAUCUGUCCCAGCAGAAGCUCUCGAACCAUUGUGGACAGAGAGCCGUAGAAAGACUUGGAGCAAAAAAUUGGCAAAAUCGUCUUCAAUAGAAGGACUUCUGCAGAUGCUGACAGUGUUCGAGAGUGCUAUAAAACCAGACUUCUUGUUGCCUAAUUACGAGUCUACAAAAGAAUUACUAGGGACACCUACAGCAUACUAUGACAAAACCGAUCUCAGCUCAGUUCCUGUGCUUCCUUGGAUACCCAAAACCAUGGCAGCCGUGGCGCUGAGGCUUUUCGAACUUGAUGCUUCUAUAGUUUACGUACAACAGGAGAAGUCUGCAUCUUCCGACUACAACUCUGCCAACGCUGUAACGAAGCUUCAUUCAGGAUACACUUCAGUGAAGAACAAAGAGGUUGAACUCACGGAACGGAAAGAAGACUACUUCAAUGAAGUCGCCAUCAACCCACGGAGCAAUAAGCGUAACAUGGCUAAACCUCGACGUAGGAACCAUGAUCAAGGACGUCGGCCCAAAGUGCUGAGAAAAACACCUACUCAGGCAGCAAAGUGGAACAGUUCGAAGCCGGCGGUGAGCAACUUCAACCAAGGGGUGGGAGGAUCGAGACAGCAGCAUGGACACGAGGUGAACAUUCAAGGAACCAGUCGGGGCCCACGAACAGUCCGGAAGAGGAGAGUCGAGAACGUGAUUACUGGAGACCAACUACUGCUCGGCAGCAUGUCCGAGAGUAAGGUUCCGCCGCCUGCCAAGGCUGGCAGGUACAGUGGAAGUUAUGAGAUCGAGGACGAUGGGAUGGAAGUCGAUGACUCGAGUGACGAUGACAGCGACAACAACAGCAACAACAACAACAACAACAAUAGUGAUGUCAGCAGCUCGGAAGAGUCCGAGGAUGACAAUCCUGCAGAGGAGUAUGAGCAAGGAGGUUGGAACAACCGAGGGUUUGAUGAUGCAGGCCCUUCCUCCAAUGGUUGGAAAGACGACCUGAUGGAAGAUGGCAGCCCCAAUAGUGACGAUGAAGAUCCCCGGCCCACCAUGCCCGGUAGUGAUGGAACAAGUGAAGAUGAAGAAGAUCGAGAUGGAGAUGCUUAUGGUGAUGAUGAUGACGAUCCUGGGCGUGGAAAUGGGGACUCCUUUGCAUAUGCAUCGGGGGAGGAAAACGAAAAUAUGAUCGAAGACGAUGGCGUGCCAGUCUACCGGGAUUCUGAGAAUGCAGGAAUGAGUGAUGGGUCGGACGAAGAGCGAGUGGUCGACGAUGAUAAAGCUGUGGAGAGGAACGAUGUUGAAGAAGAAGAAGAAGACGUAGAAGAAGGUGACGGUGAGUCAGAUGGAUCGGAUUCUGAGGAUUAUAGCAGCGAUUGA
Messenger RNA from Linum trigynum, 5568 nucleotides. Lineage: Eukaryota; Viridiplantae; Streptophyta; Magnoliopsida; Malpighiales; Linaceae. The record is from the annotation of a GenBank genome assembly.